This is a messenger RNA of Lampris incognitus (smalleye Pacific opah), 4959 nucleotides long. RefSeq names its product cytoglobin 2 (gene cygb2). Gene Ontology annotation, biological process: oxygen transport. The transcript is spliced from 3 exons. The coding region runs from base 608 to 1156 and encodes 182 amino acids. The record is from RefSeq and is a predicted model, not a curated record. NCBI's taxonomy places the organism in Eukaryota, Metazoa, Chordata, Actinopteri, Lampriformes, Lampridae. Gene Ontology annotation, molecular function: heme binding; oxygen binding; iron ion binding.
UCCACAUGAUUUUUCUCCACCCUUUUCCCCUCUCUUUUCUCCCCUCCUCCUCCUCCUCCUUUUCCCAUCAGGUCCUCCUCACACCAGAGCCACUACGCGUCUCCUUCAGCUGGUGCGAGGCGAGCGCAGUGUGAGGAGGAGGAAGAGGAGGAGGAGGAGGAAAAGAAAACAGAGACGCCGCCGUCGCCAGGUACAGAGGAGGAUGACAGAGGGGCAGAGAGAGGAGCGAAAAACACACAGAGGACAACGCAGAGGAGAGCAAGUUUUAGGGUGGGGGCAAGUGGCAAACUGAAAGAAAGAGGAGCAAGAGAGAGGGAGAAGGGGUACAACGGCCGACUGGUUGUGUUUUUUAGGGGGUCUUGUUUUUAUUUAUCUUUUUUUGUUUUUUGUUUUUGGUCUGCUACUCUUCCUCUCUUCUCCCUCUCUCUCUCUCUCCUCUUUCACCCCGUCUCCUCUUCCUCUUCCUUACCUUCUCCUCUUCCUAUCCUCCUCUUCCUCCACAUCUCCCGCCGUGGGGUCCCAGCUCUCCGUCUCCCUCCCCCCCUCCCUCGCGCCAUACCUCCCCCGCGCGCUGCUGGAAGCCUCCACGCUGCUGCGUCGCGGGCGGAUGUCGCGCGGGGAGUCACCGCUGCACGUGCGGGGGAGCGGAGAGAUGGAGCGCGAGGAGCCGCUGACGGACGCGGAGCGCGAGAUCAUCCGGGACACCUGGGGGCGCGUGUACGAGAACUGCGAGGACGUGGGCGUGUCCGUGCUCAUCAGGUUCUUUGUAAACUUCCCAUCGGCCAAGCAGUAUUUCAGCCAGUUCCAGGACAUGGAGGACCCAGAGGAAAUGGAGAGAAGUGGUCAGCUAAGGCACCAUGCCCGCAGGGUGAUGAAUGCCAUCAACACUGUGGUGGAGAACCUCCAUGACCCAGAGAAGGUCUCCUCUGUGCUGGGCCUGGUGGGAAGGGCCCAUGCUGUCAAACACAAGGUUGAACCCGUGUACUUUAAGAUCCUGAGCGGAGUGAUGCUAGAGGUGUUGUCUGAAGAUUUCCCAGAAUGCUUCACGGCAGAGGUGCAAACGGUGUGGACCAAACUGAUGGGAGUGGUGUACUGGCAUGUGACGGGGGCCUACACAGAGGUGGGCUGGCUCCAGGUCUCCAGCUCGGCCGUGUGAAAGUGAGAAGUCACAAAGAGAGCGGGGCACAGAGUUUAUUUGGGGCAACAUUUGAGUGAUUGCAAAAUGUUAAAAAAAAAUUUUUAAUAAUUAACUUGUCAUGUGGGAGUGAUUCCUAAAGAAAACUUGUGAAUGGGAGAUGUGGAGACUUGCAAAGAUUUAGAUGGGGAUGGUUCCAUGGACAAAGCUUAAUCCUAGACUGUUUCUGCAUCAAUAUACAGUUGAAGGAAAUGUUUUAGGAUUAAGCUGUGCAAAUGAAAUCCCCCAACCCCCCCACAAAAAGGAGGUCAAAGAAAUGUUAACAAAUGAAAUGGUUUUUCAGUUGAUGGGGGAGCUUAGUUUAGAUUACCCCAGCUAUGGUAUGGGACCAUGGAGCUGCUGACUGUUAAUAGAUACUCUUCUUGUUCUUCUGCUCUGUCUUUAUGUUUAGGGUACCCCUCCCCCCCAUACCCCUCGUCCCCUCUGUCAAUGCAUUGUGUGCUCUCCAUGUCUUGUUCAACUUAACUGAAGUGUUUGUAAAAGUAUACUGUGGGUAAAGUGUACAUUCGCUUCUGCCUUUGUUUACAUUUCAUUAUUGCCUUGACUCAUUGAUGAUUUGAACGGCGCUCUUCAAAAACAAAACUCUUUUUGGCUAGCAGUCAUUUAAAGAAAACAGGCUUUAAAACUGAACAUGGCUAUCACCGUACUUCUGUAAGUAUUUAACAUAGUUACAUACUAAAGUUGUGAUGCAAUAAAGCAGCAAGUGGAGGGAAUCUGGAGUCACGCACACACACACACCCACACACCCACCCACACACACACGGGCAUGCCAUAAGACCUCCCCUAUGCUAAUAUUUACUGGACUGCCAGUUGGUUUACCUUUCUAAAGCCCCAUCAGAGAGACGGGAUGCAUUUAAGACUCCAUUAAGAGUUUAAGAAACCCGUUCUGGGAGAAACACGUCAGCUUUUGAAGUCCUGUCGGUACCUCUCCUCAGACCCCUGACCCAUCGAAAAUGAGAAGUGAGACUUCAAUAAUAAAUGAAAUGCUCAUAUUGUGUAUGCGAGAGCCCAUAUUUGAUGCAAAGGCCUUUCUUUUCCAGCCCCAAUAAAGGGGAUGGUAGAAAGCUCAUUGCUUAUCAUUGAUGGUGAACAGGGGAGGGAUGUAUUCAAUAAUAACUUUUGUGCCAACAGAUUUGUUUCACCUUCCCAAAACCCCACCAUCCCCGAAUACUGGCUUAAAAAAAACCAAAAACACAAAGACCUUACCUAACCUUAACCACUUCCUAUCUAUGUCGAUGUAAUCGGCAGCAUGGGCCUGGAUGCACCGCCCUGUCGGGGUUCCCGGCUCUGAGCCACUCUCCAGUCAAUCCCCACAGAUGCAUCACAAAUCUGUUUAGGUUGGACAUUAGAUCCAAUCUUUCCGCAUCUGCUCCAAUGACCCUCGGUCCCUCCCGUCUGGUUCCCCCUGGCAUUGGCAUCUGGUAUUAAUGAGGAGGUAAUGAGUCUCCUCUCAUUCAUCUACUGGGAAUUCCCACUGCUUCUGUUGAGAGCACACAAAAAAACCCCGUUAGGACUGGACAGAUGGCUCAGACUUACUGUCUAUCAGAUUCAGCAGGCCAGGUCUGUCAUUGAGAACAAUGCCAUCUGAGGAUGUGCUCCAUUCACAUAUAAAUGAGUUUGGCAAAAAUGACUUCCAUUUGAAGAUAAAUAACCAGGAUAAAUAAUCGUAUGAAUCUUUUUCAGGGAGCUGCAUCAAAAAUCACCCUACUUGUAAAAAACUACGGAUGGAAUCGAUGUUAGAUAAUAUCCAAAGAAACUAUACUGUAUACAUCUCUAAAGUCAAUUUCCCACUCAAAUAAGGGAAUAUGGAUCCAACCCUGUUUCAGUCCCAUGUAAAAAUGCACAGGGGUUUAAAUAAUUUAGAUAUCCCCAAGUGCUAGAUAGGUCGAGGUGGAUUCUGGCCAGUUUUGAAACUGAUUUAAGAAAUUGCUAGCAAUUGCUAGCUUAGCAUAUGCUAUAUUUUCCCCCAAAUUCUACCGGCAGCACAUGCAGGACAGUAAUAGUGAUCCCUCUCGUACUGCGAAGAUUCGACAAGAUUGUUAGAAAAGUACUUCUUCACUAACAUGUCAAACAUAAGGGACAAUCCAUUCGAGUUGUGUGUUAAAUGAUUUUAAAGUACAACGUGGAAGCAAAGGACCACCUGCUGCUUUGUGUGUUUGCCUCAGUGGAGUGCGUUAAAAUCUCUUAAAGCUCACGUUGUGGCGGAUUAUCACUUACCAAAGUUAACUUAACAAAAGCAUUCACUUAAUUUUUUUUUGGACUCAGAAUUAAAAAAUUAUGAGAAAAAAGUUAGCCGCUAAGCUAAAGCUGUGAAUGUUUACUGGUCUUGCUACUGAUUCCGUGUGUUGCUAUGUUUACAUUGAGACUUGGUGACCUGCAUAUGAAUUUAGAAGUGACAAACUGUGUGUGCAUUAAAUGGUUUUAAUGAACGCCCGCCAGCCAAUCAGAAACCAGUGUUCCAUUUGACCAUGUUAUAACAUGUAAUAACCUCAUCAUAUGACAUUUCUAGUUACAGUGCUCAACAUAUAUGAAAAGUAGAAUUAUUGGGAAACAGGAUAAAAAAAGCUCUAUAUAUGUUUACCACAGAUAAUAAUAAUAAAAACAGAUCCUGAUGCAGACUAAGAGCCCCAUGAAUGACAACAAUACCUUGGAGGUCUAUUUGCAAAGGCGUGCAUAUUAAAAAAAGAAAAAAACUCAAAUUAAUUUUGUCCAACUCUCCUUCCACUUCGGCUUGGAUGACCGCGGAGGCAGAGCAGGAACUCAAAAGCUGUUGUUAAUCAUAAAUCAUCCGUGUCGAGUUGCACACCGGUCUAAUCCUUCGCCUCAGCUUUUGACGUCAGCGAUACAUUCUCAUGAAGAACCUCUCUGCCGAGGUCAGGCCUGUUAUAGCUGCCUUAAGAAGCGCAGGUCGAAGAAUAUUUGUGUUGAGCCAAGUUCCCCUGACUUCUCGUUUAUUAAACAAAGUGUGUGUGAGUGUGUCUGUGUGUGUCACUCUCACACACGCACACACACACACACACACACACAUACACACACACACACACACACACACACACACACACACACACACACACACACACACACACACACACACCUUGACACAAUAGAGAUGUAUGCUUUCUCCCAAUGGGCUGCAGGUUUGAAGUACCUCUGUGUUUUGCUAGCAGUAUGUUUCUUAUCACGCUAUAAUCACACACACACACACACACACACACACACACACACACACACACACACACACACAAACUCUCUCUCUCUCUCUCUCUCUCUCUCUCUGUUCUCUUCUUGCUCUGCUUCAUUCUCACACAAACACCGUCUCACAUUUAGUCUGCUGAGGAGUUGGCCAUGUCUUUGCACAAGUGUACCACAGGAGCGGUUUGGCCCAAUUCAUGUGACUACUAUUCAAACUCUCCUUUACGUCUAGUUGAACAUCCUCCAUUCAACACAUGCAUUCUCUCUUAACAAAUACGGGCAUCACAGCAAAUGUGGAACCAUGUGUUUUUUUUGCCCUAGAAAUUUUAGUUUUUUCUUUCAUUUUCAAACGUAGGACUUUAUAUUUUUCUAAAUAUAUCUCAUGUAUGAAAUAGCCUCUGUGUGUGUCUUCAGAUACUGUAUAUGGUUGCGUCAUUGUACACUGUGUUGUAGGUGAGAGCGCGUGCAGUGGCUUUUUAAGUGUUUGAGCAUGCUUGCACUGCUCACUACAGACUUGUAUCUUUCCUAAUCUGGUGGAAAUGACUCAUGACCAUCAAUAAAAUAUGCUUAAA